UCCGGAUUCUGGUUGCGCCUCUUUUACGUAACAAUCCGCGGAAUUUUGAAAGUAACACCCAGACAGACGUUCGAACUUAAGACCUUCUAACCAUGACGUCCAUCACUGAUAAGAACAUCAUUGAUGGCUUUGCCAAUGCAAUGGAGGAAAUCCACAACAAACAACUGAAAGCAUACGCCGAGAUAACUGAGGCCACCACCCAGCGGAGCCAGUCCCACAGGCAGUUUGUCAAAUCAGCACUUGAUACAUGUUUGGAGAAAUGUGAGAAUGACGAAAUGCUGUUUGACUCCAUAGAAGUAUUUAAAAAGGAUUUGCAGCAUAAGAAUGCAUCAUUGAAGGACAAACAGCAUGCUAUUGCAGAAAUGACAUCUGAUAUUGAGCAGAAGGAAAUACAGAAAGGCAUGAUUAUCCAGAAGAUUGAGAAGCUUAAAGAAGAACAAGCUCAGCAAAAAGAGUUCAUUGAGUCUCAGUAUAAAGCCAACAAGAACAGACUGAAGAACCUGCAGAAAGCCAGACAUGUCUUUCAGGAUCAUUUGGGGAUGGAAAUACGAACCAUCUGUGGCACGGAGCACCAACUUUCCGGUAAAAGGUUUCAGUUUGUGUUCCGGAAUAUCAACCCAGCUGAUCUGAACAGUGCCUACAUUAUCACAAUGAGAAUCACGGAAGAUGGUGCAUAUCAGGCCGUGUCGAGUGACCCUACGCUUGAGUGCCUGCCAGCUUUGGAAAGACGUCUUCAGGAGACCAACAACUUACCAGUUUUCCUGACAAACGUAAGGAAGGAGUUUAUCUCCCAAGUGCGCUAAAAUGGGAUUUUAAUAAAGUUAACAUUUUGCAGCAAAGUCUCUUAUGUAUAUUGCAAUUGGAAGGCAAGGACCUAACUACCUAAUCUGUACUAAUAGAUAUGUAUAUAACAUGCUAUUAUGGACCCUUUUAUAUGAUGGGAUUUAACCACAGAAACAUGUCAGUACUCAUUUAAGACAUGAAAUAACUGCUUUUAUGAAAUAUGCCAAUGAGCUUAUUCAUCAUAACACAGUGGCAAAAAUUGUUACAUAUUGUAUGCAUGAUUUUAGAAAGCAAUAUAUUCCUAGCCUGUCACAAUAACAAAUUUUGCUGCACGAUAAUUGUCCUACAAAUGACUGCUGAUAAACGAUAUUCUUGUCUAUUAUUUUGAGACAACUUUUUUCAUUAAUGUAACAAUAUAGUAUGGAAUUUUGUCAACAUUAUUUUGAGAUCAUUUAUCAUUACAGUAAUGAUAAUACAGUGGUGUGAAAGUGUUUGCCCCCUUCCUGAUUUUUUUUUUUGCAUAUUUGCCACACUUAAAUGUUUCAGAUCAUAAAACAAAUUUAAAUAUUAGUCAAUGACAAAACAAUUGAACACAAAAUGCAGUUUUUAAAUGAAACCUUUUAUUAUUAAGGGAGAAAAAAAUCCAAACCUACAUGGUCCUGUGUGAAUAAGUGAUUACCCCAACUUGUUAAAACAUAGCUGAGAUUAAUUAAUCUAAAAUUGUGGGACUCCAGCAAACCACAAUGAGAGCUAUUAUACACAAAUGGUGGAAAAAUGGAACAGUGGUGAACCUUCCCAGGAGUGGCUGGCCAACCAAAAUUACCCCAAGAUCGCAGCAACGACUCUACAAGAGGUCACAAAAGACCCCACAACAAUAUCCAAAGAACUGCAGGCCUCACUUUUGCGUCAGUUAAGGUCAGUGUUCAUGACUACCAUAAGAAAGACACUGGGCAAAAACAGGCUGCAUGGUAGAGUUCCAAGACGAAAACCACUGCUGAACAAAAAGAACAUUAAGGCUACUCUCAAUUUUGCCAGAAAACAUCCUGAUGAUCCCCAAGACCUUUGGGAAAAUCAGACGAGACAAAAAGUUGAACUUUCUGGAAGGUGUGUGUCCCAUUACAUCUGGUGUAAAGGUAACGGCGCUUAAGGACCUGGAAGACUUGCUGUGAUAAAUGGAACCAUGAAUUCUGCUGUCUACCAAAAAAUCCUGAAGGAGAAUGUCCGGCCAUCUGUUGGUGACCUCAAGCUGAAACAAACUUGGGUUCUUGGGUUCCAGGACAAUGAUCCAAAACACAAGUCCACCUCUAAAUGGCUGAAGAAAAAUAGAAUGAAGACUUUAGAGUGGCCGAGUCAAAGGCCUGACCUGAAUCCUAUUGAGAUGCUGUGGCAUGACCUUAAAAAAGGCUCUUCAUGCUGGAAAACCCUCCAAUGUGGCUGAGUCACAACAAUUCUGCAAAGAUGAGUGGGUCAAAAUUCCUCCAAAGCGCUGUAAGAGACUAAUUGCAAGUUAUCGCAAACGCUUCAUUGCAGUUGUUGCUGCUAAGGGUGGCCCAACCAGUUAUUAGGUUCAGGGGGCAAUCACUUUUUCACACAGGGCCAUGUAGGUUUGGAUUUUUUCUCCUUUAACAAUAAAACGUUUGAUUUAAAAAAAAAAAAAAAAAAUGCAAUUUGCGUUCAGUUAUGUUGCCAUUGACUAAUACUUAAAUUUGUUUGAGGAUCUGAAACAUUUAAGUGUGACAAACAUGCAAAAAGAAAUCAGGAAGGGGAAAACACUUUUCACACCACUGUACAUGGCAUAAUAAUGCGAGUACACCGUAUCAAAAGCAAUCAAUUUGAAUUUCUCAAGAGUAUUUAACAUUGAGCAAGAGCUUUUAAAUAAACAAAAUAAAACAUAAACAAAAAAGACGAUUUAAUGAAAAAUAAAAAAUUACUUAGGCUCUUAGCAAAAAUUGCACAUAAAUAAAAAUCACAAUAUGUCUGGUUUUUAAUCAGUAUCACUUUCGUUGUUGUCUGAAUAUUGACAAAAAACUGAGAAAUAACCUGCAAAUACUCUGAAGUUCACAUUGUGUGUCAAUGCAGACGUCAGCUCAUUUACAUAUACACUUUUUUUAAUUCACUUUUAGCAACACGCUGUGGAAUACGCUGUUUUACGUUUAAUGGGGUGUAAUGUUUUGUCAGAGUUUGGUCAAAGUACAUGUUUUGGAUGCAGCAAAAUGCAUUUGGUGCACAAUGAGGUGUUAUAUUUUGGGAAUCACUGAAACUUAAGUUCCACUUUUUAAAAAUGUUAAUUUAUUUCUUUGUCUUUGUCACAAACUUUUUCAUGUCACAAAAUGACGUUGCUCAAACAGGCUGAACUUGACAUCAGAUCGUGUUUUAUACACAACAUGCACAAAGAAAGCAUUUGAUCAUGUAGCACACGGCACACACAGCUAGCAAGUAGUGCACUUGCUAGGGCAUCGCACACCUCUCCUCACUGGGACAAAGAGAAUGAAUGACUCCAUUCAUUCUGGUAUAGAACCAAUGCAUCCAGUUGUUGAGACAGAUGCAAAAAGUGAACUCUCUUUGUCAUCUAGCCUGUUUGGUAGCGAGAAAGAGAGGAGGAAAACAAACACGCAUGCACAUGGCAAUAUAUCGAGACCGGCAAAAUGAUCAAGUUUGUUUUUAUUUAUCAUGCUUAUACAGAAGAUGCCCCUACAAUGUAAACAAUCCGUUCUGAGAACGUUUACGUUAUAGGGUUUUUACGUUAUACGAAGCGUAAAAUACAUGUAAAUAGCCUUAUCCAUUCCAAGAUCUUCCCAAACUCACCCCUUUGGCCCUUCAAAAUAUUCAAGAAGAGAUUUCAAUGCGUGUCAACUAGUUUAAGGACAACUACGAUGAGGAAGGGAGGUUGAAGGGAGAAGCCUGUCUUUCACACAAACUCACGUACACGCUGUAUAAGUCAGCCAAUGAGAUGAGAGCGUAGGUGGUGCCCCGAUAAUCAACCAAUGAGAUGAGAGCGUAGGCGGUGCCGGGAUAAUCAGCCAAUGAGAUGAGAGCGUAGGUGGUGCCCCGAUAAUCAGCCAAUGAGAUGAGAGCGUAGGCGGUGCCGGGAUAAUCAGCCAAUGAGAUGAGAGCGUAGGCGGUGCCCCGAUUAUCAGCCAAUGAGAGCGUGAAGCGUCAGAAGGCGUCACCAAGUGUACUCUGUUAGUCAUGGAAAAUGUUUCCCUCUCUCUGUAGCGCGAGCUAUUCAAAUCGAAUUACUGAACUUGCACCGACUUGACGCUUUACGUUAUAUGGAAUUUCUCAAGUAAUACGAUGCAAAAACUUUACAUAAAUUCUUUACGUUCAUUGGAAUUUACGUAAAAGGUUUACGUUAUGCGAGGUACUACUGUAAUUGAUUUAUUGAUUAUCGUAAGAGGCCUAGCUAUUACUUAGUUCCACUGUACACCAGCAGAUAUCAGUCAGGCUUCUGAUUAUUUGACACAGCUGAGCGCAGGCAGCUCCUCAACAUAUGUGGAUGGGAAAUGACCUGUCUGGCCAUUAAGUGCCCCAAACCACCAGCCAUUCUCUUCCUUUGUGUAAAUGUCCAGUAGAUCCCCUGUGAAACACACAGUAUGUUUUAGUUUCAUUUGGCUGUCUUCCUUGUUUAUACAUUUUCCUCAUACCUUCUUUCAGAGUUAAUUCAUCAUGGUGUGUAGGUGUGAAGCUAUAUAAAGCCUUGCAUUGGCCAACACGGCAAACGUCUGGCGCUCUCUGACCUGUUCAUUGGUAAUAUGUUUUAGUGCGAAGUUAUGUAAUAAAAACACAGACGUCCUACCAUGUUCUUUGUCGUCAUGCACAUGUGUUGGAGUCCCAACAACGUCCUCUGAUCCCUGUGCCAGCACGGCACAGGAGAGCUGGCCACUGGGCAAAGGCUCAGCUGGCGGACACGUGGUAGUUUGAACGGGUCCCUUGUAGAUGAUGGACGCUCUCAGCGAGUGUCUUGUUCUGAAGGGAGUCUUCCUUAGUUUGACCGGCCGAGUCAGCUGCACCACACUGUGCUCACAGUCCUGAUAUGGAGACCAAACAGUCACAUCAUUUCUGCAAUUCCUCGUGGAUUUACCAGAUAGAGGAAGAAUUUAAAUUGCUCUAGUGAAACUAUUUUAAAGGACUCGCAUUCACUAAAAGAGAUCAAAUAUUUCUGUGAAUUUUGUCCAAUAUAUACAUCUUGCAGAGUAAUUUUGGUUAAAAACAAAUUUAUUGACAUUUCUACCCUGAACUGUCCUUUCCUCAGCUCCAUGCACAGAUCAUUUCUAAAUUCUUGCACCCAUGCACUAAAUUCAGUCAAACCACUUUUGAUAUGUUACGAACCCGUGUGGUGUGGUGUUAUUGAACUUCUGUACCAUGUUAAAACAUGAGAAUGUCCCUAAGCGCACCUGGCACCAGGACACCCUCGGCCG
This is a messenger RNA of Dunckerocampus dactyliophorus (ringed pipefish), 5201 nucleotides long. RefSeq names its product SPC25 component of NDC80 kinetochore complex (gene spc25). Gene Ontology annotation, biological process: chromosome segregation. The transcript is spliced from 7 exons. NCBI's taxonomy places the organism in Eukaryota, Metazoa, Chordata, Actinopteri, Syngnathiformes, Syngnathidae. Gene Ontology annotation, cellular component: Ndc80 complex. The record is from RefSeq and is a predicted model, not a curated record. The coding region runs from base 93 to 803 and encodes 236 amino acids.